Messenger RNA from Raphanus sativus (radish), 1149 nucleotides. Its product is annotated as suppressor protein SRP40-like. The transcript is spliced from 4 exons. The record is from RefSeq and is a predicted model, not a curated record. Lineage: Eukaryota; Viridiplantae; Streptophyta; Magnoliopsida; Brassicales; Brassicaceae. The coding region runs from base 144 to 857 and encodes 237 amino acids.
CCCACUUCUACCAUUUUGAGUUUCGAAACUUUACGGCUCCCAACUUGUACAUUUACCGCGAGAGAGAGAGAGAAAAGGGAAGAGACAAGCCAGGAUCCGCCAUACCUGUACAGAUCCCCACCAUCCAAAAGGAAACCCUAAUCAUGCCUCCAGGUGCUAAGAAAAGGAAAGCUGCAAAGAAAAAGCAGCAACAACAACAAGAAGCAUCUUCUACUCAAACCAAUCUCAUACCCACCAAUCAUGGUGAAGUUAUCAUCCCACUACUUAAUUCGAGCGAAGAAGAUUCUGUCAGAAGUACCGACAAGGACUCUGAUGAGCGGAUAGAGAUCGCUGAUUCAAGCCGUGAUCAUGACAAGAACUCUACCAGCAGCAGUAGUAGCAGCAGCAGCUCGGAUGAUGAAUCUAGUGAAGUUAAGAAGAAGAAGAAGAAGGAGAGUGGUGAAUCUGUCUCUGAAGCAAUCACUGCUAAUGUGAUCGUAGAGAGUAUCGGUUUGAUGGAUUCAGCUACUCCUAGUGAUCCAAACACCGAAAAAGUGAUUGAAAUCGCGACUGUUGGUACAGUGGUCUCAGCCGAGAAUGAGGAGAGUUCUUUGCCUAAACCAAACGAGAUCACUGCUGAGGUUUCUCUUGCCUCUGAUGAGGUUAAGCAGGCGUCUUCAAGUGCAACCACCGCUGUUAAAAAAGAAACUGAGGGAAAAGCUUCGUCUCUUGCUCCUGAAGUCAGCAAGGAGUCUGACGCUACUACCAGUUCUCAUGAAGAAGAGGGUUCCGUGGGACCAACACAUGGAGUUGCGGAAAGAACCUCAUGGUUAAGUUGUUGCGGCUUGUUUGAUGUGGUCACAGGAUCCAGUAGAUAAACUCAGAAACAGAGUUUUCUUCAUGAACUUAGAAGCUACAGAAGUGUUAUCACAGCUAAGGAUUCUCGGUUUUCUUAUAUCAAGGUUACCUGUGAAAAUUCACAAACACACACAUUGUCUUACUUCUAGUAGUCUUCAAGGCAGGCUUGUCUGUAGUUUUUCUGCUCUUUUAUAAGUCCUUACAGGUUCUCUUCCCUUUUGCUCUGUACGAUUCCUUGUCUGUUGUCGUUUUUUCUGUUCUCUCAGGUUGUGAGACUGUUGUUGGCCAAUUAAUGUAUUGAUUAUUUCUCUA